This is a messenger RNA of Notolabrus celidotus (New Zealand spotty), 1040 nucleotides long. It is a transcript of the gene clpp, whose product is annotated as caseinolytic mitochondrial matrix peptidase proteolytic subunit. Gene Ontology annotation, cellular component: endopeptidase Clp complex. Gene Ontology annotation, molecular function: serine-type endopeptidase activity; ATP-dependent peptidase activity; ATPase binding. NCBI's taxonomy places the organism in Eukaryota, Metazoa, Chordata, Actinopteri, Labriformes, Labridae. Gene Ontology annotation, biological process: protein quality control for misfolded or incompletely synthesized proteins. The record is from RefSeq and is a predicted model, not a curated record.
ACUGCUUAAAUUCAAGCGUAGAAGAAGAAGACACGGUUCAAAGUUCAAACAAGAACUGUUUCCGGCUCACGUCGGGGUCACACACGGGGGGAGUAAAACCUUAAAGACUUUAAAAUGCUGUUACGAAGGGUGUUACAAAUUGGAGGCCUGACACUGAAGCACAGCAGGUCCAUCCACCACAGUCCUGUAUGGAGGAGUCCUCUUAUACCCAUAGUUGUAGAGCAGACGGGGAGAGGAGAGCGGGCGUACGACAUCUACUCUCGCCUGCUGAGAGAGAGAAUCAUCUGUGUGAUGGGUCCUAUCGAUGACUCUGUAGCCAGCCUGGUUAUUGCCCAGCUGCUCUUCUUACAGUCAGAAAGCAACAACAAACCAAUCCACAUGUACAUCAACAGUCCUGGCGGUGUGGUGACAGCAGGCCUAGCCAUUUAUGACACUAUGCAGUACAUCCUUAAUCCCAUCUCCACCUGGUGUGUCGGUCAGGCAGCCAGCAUGGGCAGUCUGCUCCUGGCAGCAGGAACGUCGGGCAUGAGGCAUUCACUGCCCAAUGCCCGCAUCAUGGUUCACCAGCCAUCAGGAGGAGCCAGGGGUCAGGCCACAGACAUCGCCAUCCAGGCUGAAGAGAUCCUGAAGCUGAAGAGACAGAUCAACACCAUCUACGCCAAACACACGGGGCAGCCUCUGGCAACCAUCGAGGGCGUGAUGGAGAGGGAUCGCUACAUGAGCCCCAUGGAGGCGCAGGACUUUGGCAUCAUUGAUCGCGUCCUAGUCCAUCCACCUCAGGCCGGCCAGGACGAACCUGAGCUGGUUCAAGAGCCAGCAUCUACAGCCAGUCCCACCCCGCAGCCUGAGUCCACAGCUCCAGAGAACACCUCCCCAGGCACAAACCCCCCCUCCUCAUACAAACCUGAGCCAUGAACGCACCGUGGCGCAGCUCACUGGAUUUCCUGAAGCCAAAAACCUCUGUGGCGUGUUCAUCUUUUGUCUUACUGGCUUCUUUCCUCUCCCUCAAAGCAACUCAAACAAGACUCUGCAGAGUCCAC